AUGGACCCCACCCUGCCGGAAGCAAAUUUAAACGAUCUUCGACUUCGUGCAACGCAAACAUUGCAGUUGAUCGGACUGGUUGAAGUAAAUCGCUUGCUGUACGACCCCACGGAUAAGAAUUACACCCGCAAAAGGAUAAAAUCGGCAGCUUGGAAGGAGAUCACUAGUGCGAUUCUCGGCAUCAAGCCGGAAGAGGUAACUCGGCUACAGUCACUCCAGAUACAACAUAAGUGGAAAAGCCUCCGAACCGCGUACGUUCGUCAACGCAAACUUGCCAACCCACUGGCACCGUACCGUUAUGCUGACUUGAUGAGUUUUCUGGAUCCGUUCAUUCGGCGGGAGGAAUCUGCCGAUUUAGUUCUAGAACCGAGCCAGUUCACUGCUCCAUUUGAAAUAGAUCUUAGUGGCGAUGUCGGAACGGAGAUUGGACCAGUAUCAAUGGAGAGUCAGUGCAUGGACUUUUUCGAUCCCAUUGAGGAGGACUUCACUUGUGACAUCCAGAUGCUGCCAAAGCCGCAGAUUGUCGAUGCCCUUCCCACUGCACCGCCGUCCUCGUCGGCUGUAUCGACGGUUUCGGAAGCCAACGAGAGUACAACCACUUACGCCGGUAACAACAAUGCCCCGGAAGCGUCAGUCAGUAGCCAAAUCGUCAUAGACGAACUGGAGGUAUUUUUCUCCCAAAUGUCACGCACGGUUCGUAAGUUUUCGGCCCGUAAAAUAAUCGAACUAAAGAUGCAGAUCUUUAACUUGGUAUCGCAGGCCGAGUUGGACGAGCUGGAUGCCGCCGCUAGGCGUUAGUGUUACGUACUUACAGGAAUCUUCUCAGCCAAGGCUGGCCCACUGUUUGUGUACCGAUUUUACUCAUUUAAUUGUACCUACUCGGCUGAGAAUAAUUUGAAAAA
Messenger RNA from Sabethes cyaneus, 902 nucleotides. RefSeq lists its product as uncharacterized. The coding region runs from base 1 to 798 and encodes 265 amino acids. NCBI's taxonomy places the organism in Eukaryota, Metazoa, Arthropoda, Insecta, Diptera, Culicidae. The record is from RefSeq and is a predicted model, not a curated record. Gene Ontology annotation, cellular component: nucleus; transcription regulator complex. Gene Ontology annotation, biological process: regulation of transcription by RNA polymerase II. The transcript is spliced from 2 exons.